ACGGAGGUUUUGUUUAAGUAUUUGUAGGUUCAGAAAAGGAGAUAAUGUGGUGCUUAGAAGUUAGGCUCAUACCCUGGAUUCAAUUGACUGUGGUGGACCAAGGAAGCUAGAUGUAAGAAAGUAAAAUGUGGAGAUGGGAAGUAAAGUCCUUAACAGACAAAAGAGAGAAAGGAGAAUUUUAACAGUGUAGAAUAGUAGGGAACUCUGCAAUGGGGCUUAUAAAAAAGUCUUAAAAAUAAUUUAAGGCUUAAGCCUGUAAGUUGGAACCAGUUAAGAGGUUGAAAUGCGCUCACAAGUGUACUGAGGACCACUGGCUUUGUAUACAGCACAGGUUGGGGGGAACCAAAAAUAGCAUCGGUGAAAAAAUCUUUACCCUGCUGGGAUUUUUCUCAUGAGGCACUCUUGUAAUGCUCACAUGCUUGCUUUCCCACACUUGGUGAUCCUUUUGUUGAACUAAAAAUGUAGGACGUUGUUGAUUUAUGAUUUUAAAAGGCCACUUGACUGGAAAUUUUAUAGCAAACAUCAAUAAUACAUCAGAUACUGAGAAAAGAGGAAAAAGGAACCACAGAUUCCUACGUUUCAUAGGUACGAAAACAAUUUUUUUUUUUUAAUGGUAAAAGCAGAGAAGACAGAGAGCACUUAAGUGGAUAUUGAAGGGAAAGUCGGCAGAUUGAUCUGUGGACAAAAGUUUAAAUUAUUUUUUCUGAACUAACUGUGCAUACAGACUGUCCUUUACAUCGGCCUUUAAUGUUUGUUCAAUACUCUGUUAGAACACUGAGAAUCUUAAAUCUGCAACUCGGCAUCCAUUUGGCUGUAGGUAAUCCAUGAGUGGGGAGCCCCAGAAUGGGAGCGGUUGAAGAGAUCAAAAAAGUUGGAAUUGAUCUGGUUGUUCAGCACCAUGUCUAGCUUUACCUAGAUGUCCUACAGAUAUGUCAACAUCCAGUGGGUACUGUGGGUACCCUGGUGUAGUUUCAGACCCUAUGAGGAGGAAGGUGUCCUCAUCACCCUUUUUGGAACCUGCUGGUGGGUGGUGAGCCCAAAGUUUCCUGCAUGAGUACUCUGGUAUAUUGGGCUGUUGCAGAAAGGUGGCCUUUGCCUCCUCCUCUGCUCUUAAAAGCUGAGGGCUUGUUUGGUGCUUUGGAAAUCAACACAGACUUGACAAUCACAUCUAAUAACUGUAUCUUGAGUGUGUCAAAAUGCCAAACCUGUAGCCCUGAAAAUGCCAGAGCCUCUGGGAUCUAAAUAUGAGUGCAAUGUUUUUACUUACCCAAGGCUGAUUCCAGGAAGCUUUUUCUUACCCAUUUUUUUGAACUUCUUUCAAGGUUCCUAACUCAGCUCAUCCCUUGGCACAGAGGACCAAAGGUUCUUAACUGGGUUCUGCAUUGGUGUUGGAGAAAGAGAAACUGCUCUAAGUUACUGAAGUCUGCUGUGUAUGUUGAAACUUCUAAGCCCGGUUCAUUUCCAGUGUAAAUUGCUUAAGGCCACAUAAAACCAGAUACUACUCCUUGUUUAAGCCAAAUAGAGAGGUUUUCCAGAUCACUUGGCUCCUGUUUCUUGCCUAGUAGUACCUCCUUCUCUGUGGUUUUAAAGUAAAGAACAGCUUGAUUUUUUUUCAGUUCAGCUCAUGCCAAAUAGUCAUUUGAUGUGAGUGGACAACCUGUACCUUAUUUUCUGCAUUACACCAAGAGAACCCAUGGAGAGAUACAGGAUUAAUGAUAAGUGGGAUACCAUAAAAAGAGGAUGCAAGCAUUAGUGGCAGGUUCUUAAUUAGUGUGCCAGAAACUUCCAACUGAACUACCACACUGCCAUUAUUUUUUAGUAGAGAGCCCUUAAAAAUAUCCAGGUCUUUCAGGCUGACUUCUAAUAGUAGCACUACAAGAAUUUAAUAGUAAAAAUCUAGAGAGCAAAUAUUUGCCUUUCUGGCUUUCAUGGAUUUAUCUCAAUUGGCCUUCAACUGGUCACACCACAAUCUGCCGCCCACAGCCUCUGAUGGAAGAAGUCUGCAUUUAGUAACAUAAAUAUUGGCUGGUUUAUAUCACACCCAUGUCAAGGUGACCCUGUUGUAUAAAGACUCAUUUCCCUUAGCAGCAGUCUCUGUGUCAAGUGCUGCAAGAAUGAAGUUCCUGGCCCUGCUUUUCCUGCUGUCAGUGGGUGCAGCUAGCACUGAGGUCUCGCCCCGGGCUGUGUGGCUGUUCCGCAAAAUGAUCAAGUGCACCCUGCCGGGCAGCUACCCACUGCUGGACUUCGCUGACUAUGGCUGCUACUGUGGCUUGGGGGGCACCGGCACUCCAGUGGACAAGCUCGACAGGUGCUGCCAAGUACAUGAUAACUGCUACACCCAGGCAAAGAAAAUGGAAUCCUGCAGAUUCCUCCUGGACAACCCCUACACUAAGCUGUACCAGUUCAGCUGCUCUGAUGGGCAGAUCACAUGUAGCAGCAAGAACAAGGAGUGCGCCUCGUUCAUCUGCAACUGCGACCGCGCCGCUGCCAUGUGCUUCGCCAACGCGCCCUACAACCCCGAGUACAAGAAGCUGGACACCGAGAAAUACUGCAAAUAAUCGCCCUCAUGUGCCUCAGGGCGGCCGCAGGACCAAAUA
This is a messenger RNA of Corvus hawaiiensis (hawaiian crow), 2597 nucleotides long. RefSeq names its product phospholipase A2 group IB (gene PLA2G1B). The coding region runs from base 2115 to 2558 and encodes 147 amino acids. Gene Ontology annotation, biological process: lipid catabolic process; phospholipid metabolic process; fatty acid biosynthetic process. The transcript has 4 exons. Gene Ontology annotation, molecular function: phospholipid binding; calcium ion binding; signaling receptor binding. Lineage: Eukaryota; Metazoa; Chordata; Aves; Passeriformes; Corvidae. The record is from RefSeq and is a predicted model, not a curated record.